This is a messenger RNA of Brassicogethes aeneus, 636 nucleotides long. Lineage: Eukaryota; Metazoa; Arthropoda; Insecta; Coleoptera; Nitidulidae. The record is from the annotation of a GenBank genome assembly.
AUGGCAACGCAAAUUAUUCUUUUAACCGCCCUACUAGCAAUGGCCCAAGCUUCCAAUUUGGACUAUUUUGGAAAUUUGGGAUACACCAGAAAUUUGGCAUACAAUGGAUACCUAGGAUACAAUGGAUAUUUAGGAUACAACAGAUAUUUGGGAUAUAAUGGACAUUUAGGAUAUUCUGCCCCAUGGACCUUUGGUUACUCGGGACGUUACUUACCCACUGGAUAUCCAAACAUUUAUAAUUCUCCAUUUAUUACAAAAACCAUUUCUGCCCCAACCGUUGAAACUCCAGUUUUCAAUAGUUUUUCUUACACACCCACCGUUUCUAAAUACGCCAUCCAUUCUAAAACCGAUCCUGCCAUCACCAGAACCCUUUCUAAAGAAGCUGUUAAAAUUUUACAAGAAAAAAUCUUUUCCCCAAUCUACGAUGCUCCACUAGUAACCAAGAUAGCUCCAGUGGCAAAAUCUGUAGCCCCAAUCGAAGUCAAAACCGUUAGUGGUGAACCAACUAUUUCCGAAUACUCCACUUAUGUGGCUAACACCCCAGCUUUCGAGAAGACCAUUGUCCACCACCAGGCCCCAAUUGUCCAAGAAAGGGUCACUCCAUUGGUUCAUCACAGAAUCGCUGGGAGCUUGUAA